Molecule: messenger RNA, 1968 nt
Organism: Varanus komodoensis (Komodo dragon)
Lineage: Eukaryota; Metazoa; Chordata; Lepidosauria; Squamata; Varanidae
Product: proline dehydrogenase 1, mitochondrial-like
Exons: 14
Cellular component (GO): mitochondrion
Molecular function (GO): FAD binding; proline dehydrogenase activity
Source: RefSeq, a predicted model, not a curated record
CCGCCGCUGCCGCCGCCGCCUGCCGUGGACUUCUCGGACGCGCGGGAGGCGUUCCGGAGCAAGAGCAGCGCCGAGCUGGCGCGCGGGCUCCUGGUGCUGCGCCUGUGCGCCAUCGGGCCGCUGGUGGAGCGCGCCGAGCAGUUGAUGCAUCUCAGCCAGAAGCUCCUGGGCCGCCGGCUCUUUGAGGCGCUGAUGAAGCUGACCUUCUACGGGCAGUUCGUGGCUGGGGAAGACCAAGAAGCCAUCAAGCCCCUCAUCCAGCACAACCGUGCCUACGGGGUGGGCUCUGUGCUAGACUACAGCGUGGAGGAGGAUCUGACCACCGAAGAGGCUGAGAAGAAGGAAAUGGACUCCUGCACCUCCGCAUUUGAGAAGGAGACAGGCAAGCAACGGGAGAAACGCUACAGCGUGCAUCGCAAGUUUGGCGACCGCCGGGAUGGGGUCAUCAGUGCCCGUACCUACUUCUAUGCGGAUGAAGCCAAGUGCGACCGGCACAUGGAGACGUUCCUGAAAUGCAUCGAAGCCUCAGGUGGCAGCUCCGAGGACGGCUUCUCGGCCAUCAAGCUGACUGCGCUGGGAAGGCCCCAGUUCCUGCUGCAGUUCUCGGAGGUGCUGGUGAAGUGGGGCCGGUUCUUCCACCUGCUGGCUGCGGAGCAGGGCAAGGCGGGCCUGGCUGCCCUGGAGACCAGGCUGGAGGUGGAGAAGCUGCAGGAGGCGCUGGCCAAACUGGGGAUCGCCACCAAAGCGGAGAGCCAGCACUGGUUCACUGGCGAGAAGCUGGGCGUGUCUGGAACAGUGGACCUGCUGGACUGGAACAGCUUGAUUGAUGCUCGGACAGAGAUCUCCAAACUCUUGCUUGUCCCGAACAUGAAGACAGGGCAGCUGGAGCCGCUGCUCGCUCACUUCACCGAGGAAGAGGAGAAGCAGAUGAAGCGCAUGCUGCAGCGCAUGGAUGUGCUGGCCAAGAAAGCUGUCAGGACAGGCGUGCGGCUGAUGGUGGAUGCGGAGCAGACCUACUUCCAGCCGGCCAUCAGCCGCCUCACCCUCGAGAUGCAGCGCAAGUUCAACCGGGAGAAGGCCGCUGUCUUCAACACGUUCCAGUGCUAGCUGAGGAACGCCUAUGACAACGUGACGGUGGACGUGGAGCUCUCGCGCCGGGAAGGCUGGCAUUUUGGGGCCAAGCUGGUGAGGGGCGCCUACAUGGAGCAGGAGCGGAGCCGGGCAGCCGAGGUCGGAUACGAGGACCCCAUCAACGCCACCUACGAGCACACCAGUGAGAUGUACCACAGGUGCCUGGACUACAUCCUUGAGGAGAUUCGGCACAGCCGGAGGGCCAACGUGAUGGUGGCUUCCCACAACAAAGACACCGUCGAGUUCACGCUUCGCAGGAUGGCGAGCCUCGGCCUCCACCCCGCUGAGAACAAGGUCUACUUCGGGCAGCUCCUGGGCAUGUGCGACCAGAUCACCUUCCCGCUUGGUCAAGCUGGGUUCCCCGUGUACAAGUACGUUCCCUAUGGACCUGUCAACGAGGUGCUGCCGUACCUGGCGCGGAGAGCCCAGGAGAACAAGGGCUUCCUGGCGCGGGCCAAGGAGGAGCAGGACCUGCUCUGGGCGGAGCUGAAGAGGCGCUUCUGUUCCGGCACACUGCUCUCUGCGCCAGGCUUGCCCUAGGGCCGCACUCCGGCGGCCUCGCCUGCGGGGGAGCAAAGCUGCUGAAAGCAAGCGCCCACCUCGCUGGAGAGGGCCCGGAGCACCGUGCCCCUUCCUCACACCCUGACAUGGCCUCUGGCAUGCUUUGUGUGGGGGCUGCUAUGGAGGCGGGGGCUGCAACCCACUCCCCCGCCCAGCCCAGCCCAGCCCAGCCCGGCGGCCUGCCCAGCUCAGGCGUGUGAGAACAGCCUCCUGCGAGCCCGGCUUAGCCUUGUCAGCAUCGAAGGGUGGAGUCGCGAAUAAAGUUUCCUUGCAGAA